AUGUCCAACCGCGUCCUGAUAGCCGGCGGCGGCCUCGGCGGCCUCGCCCUAGCCCAAGGUCUCCGCAAGCACAACAUCCCCUUCAGCGUCUUCGAACGAGACGCAAAGCAAGACUUUCGCGCCCAAGGCUACAGACUACGCGUGUCGCAAGAAGAUCUCCGCACCCUCCUCACCCCCGGAAUAUGGUCCCUAUUCGAGAAAACUGCUGCCCUGGAUGACGGUCUCCCAGGUGUCGGAGUCCGACUCGACGCACUGACCGGAGAACCCCUCCCCGCUGGUGGUGGUGGUCCGCCGCCCGGGAUCCACGGAGCCAGACCGUACACUGUGGACCGGGGGACGAUGCGCGAGGUCCUUCUGCAGGGUCUUGGGGAGGAGAAUGUGCAUUUCGGGAAGCGGUUCGAGCGGUAUGAGGUGAAGGAUGAUUGUGUAGUCGCGCAUUUCGCGGACGGGAGUUCCGCGGUUGGAGGGUUGCUUGUUGGUGCGGAUGGAGCGAGGUCGCGGGUUAGGAGGCAGUUGGUGCCGUGGUAUCCAUUUGUGGAUACGGGGAUGAGAAUGAUCUUUGGGAAGACGGGGAUCACGGAGGAUGUGGAGGGGAGGUUGAAUGAAUGCGCCAGGAGGGGGAUGUCGCUUGCGAGGGAUUUGAGGGAGGCGCCGAAGACGUUGUUGUUUGAGCCGAUGAGGAUGCCGAAGGGUGACGUUGAAUUUGAGGGAGGAAGCGUUAAGUUGCCGGAGGAUUAUCUGUAUUGGGUGUUGCUUGUUCAUCGGUCUUUUGUGAAUAUGCCAGAUGAGAAGGUUCUCAGGUUGGAUGGGGAGGAGUCGGCUCGGUUGUCGCUUGAGUUGACGAGUGAUUGGCAUCCCUCUGUGAGGGUUUUGCUGGAGGAGCAGGAUGUCGAGCAGACUUCAACGCUGAGGAUGGCGUCUGUUAGGCCGGAUUUGCCGGCUUGGGAGAGUAAUUCGAGGGUCACGCUUCUUGGGGAUGCGGUUCAUGUUAUGCCGCCCACUGGUGGGCAGGGGGUGAAUACGGCAUUGAGAGAUGCGGCGGUGCUGGUUGAGAGGAUGGUGGAGGCCAAGGAGGGUGGGAGGGAAACGAUGGGUGAAGGGGAUGUCGUCGCGAGGUAUGAGGAGGAGAUGAGGCAGUAUGCGCGGGAAAGGGUCGGGUUGAGUUGGCAAGGCGGGUAUAAGGCGUUUAAUCUGAGGCCACUGGAAGAAUGUGAGAGGGUUGAGUUGUCAUAG
This is a messenger RNA of Aspergillus welwitschiae, 1233 nucleotides long. RefSeq names its product FAD-dependent oxidoreductase. Gene Ontology annotation, molecular function: FAD binding. NCBI's taxonomy places the organism in Eukaryota, Fungi, Ascomycota, Eurotiomycetes, Eurotiales, Aspergillaceae. Bases 1 to 1233 code for a protein of 410 amino acids. The transcript has a single exon. The record is from RefSeq and is a predicted model, not a curated record.